Molecule: messenger RNA, 2811 nt
Organism: Schistosoma guineensis
Lineage: Eukaryota; Metazoa; Platyhelminthes; Trematoda; Strigeidida; Schistosomatidae
Source: the annotation of a GenBank genome assembly
AUGCAGCCCCCUCUUGUCAUGAGAAUACUUGCUGCCUCUGUAUCUUUAGCCGAUAAGGCCUGUUUUUUGAUUCGUGCGGUAUAUGAUUCCAAAGACUUGGCCAUUAUCGACAAAGGAGUUGACGAUUUGCAAUCCAGAGCUGAUCGAGAUUCUCAGCGGUGCAUAGUACAAUCCUUGAACGAGACCUUCCCGGGUCUUCAUGUUAUUGGCGAAGAAGGUGAUCUGGAUCCUGGAAAUCUAUCUACGUCCACUGAGUUAAACUCAACUGUUCUUGAACACCACUGUCCUCCAGAACUAAAAGAUUUGUCACUGGAGGAUAUUGUAGUUUGGGUGGAUCCACUGGAUGGCACAAAGGAAUUUACUGAAGGCCUUGUUGAGUUUGUUACAGUUCUUAUCGGAAUUUCGAUUGCUGGAAAGCCUGUGGGUGGUGUUAUCGCUCAACCCUUUUACAAAGCCAAUACAACUGAGCCACACUACACGACUCGAAUCGUUUGGGGACUUGUAGGUCUGGGUGUGUUUGGCAUAAAUCCUCUGGUACCUUCUUCAAAAUUGCCAUAUCCAGUCAACCAAAAUGCCCAAAAACUUACUUCACCUCAUAUUAUUGUGGUUACUCGAUCCCAUCGCUCUACUACUCAGGAUUUUGUCGACGGAGCAUUCUAUCCCACUGAAGUAUGUUCAACACUUUUACAUAUCACAUAGUUCUCAAAUAUUUGAUAUUGAGCUGUAAUUGUGGGUGUAAAAUGCUUUGUAUCGCUCUUAAAAUCAAAUAAUCUAUUAAACUCUACCCUGGAAGUUGAAAGGUCUUCAUUUUGAAGAGUUAUGAAGCCUCAUAGUGGGAGCCGAAAUUCUUUGCAAUUCACGAAGCUGAUACUCUUCUAACAACCAGAGAAACAGUUUUUAUAGGUACAUGGAACGUUCGGACAAUGUGGAAGACUGGGAAGACCAGACAAAUAGAAACGGAAACGAGGAGACACAACUUUAACGGUGCUUGGAAUCGUUGGAACCCAUUGAUUCCAAGCUGGACAGGAAAGGUUAUAUUCGGGAAAGAUGCUGCUGUACUCUGAUCAUGGAGAGGAAAAUGCUCCUCACACUCAAGAAGUUGCUUUGACGCUGUUUAAAGAAGCAUCUAACGCACUUGUAGGACGGGAAUCUCAUGGAUCCUGGAUCAUCAAAGCGUCAUUCAAAACAAAGGAGGGAAUCACAAUGAAUGUUAUCCAGUGUUAUGCACCCACCAAUUAUAGCAGUGACAACGAUAAAGAUCAGUUCUACGGGAGGCUGCAAUCGAUCAUAGCGAAAUGUCCAGGAAAGAACCUGACCAUCCUAACGGGAAACUUAAACGCUAAAGUCGGAGUGGACAACAACGUUUAUGAGGAUAUCAUGGGAUGACACGAACUGACUGAGAGAUAGGAAUGAGAAUGGCGAGGGACUUGGAAAUUUAUGUGUAUUCGACAAAAUGGUUUUAGGCGGCACAAUAUUUCCCCACAAACACAUACAAAAAGCUACAUGGGUCUCACCGGACCACACCACGGAGGAUCAGAUAGAUCACAUUUGUAUCAAUAAAAAAUUCCGAAGGACAAUUGAGGAUGUAAGAAACAAGAGAGGAGCUGACAUAGCUUCAGAUCACCACCUGGUGGUGGCCAAGAUGAAACUGAAGCUAAAAAAACACUGAACAGCUGGGGAAACAGCAUUAAAAAGGUUUAAUGCAUCGUCCCUUCGAGAUACUAACAAGCUCAAUCAAUUCAAGAUAACUCUCAACAACAAGUUUCAAGCCUUACAGGAUCUACUAAGGGAAGAAGAAACUACUAUGGAGGAAAACUGGAAAGGUAUCAAAUAAUCACUAAAUUCAACAUGUCAGGAGAUUCUGGGCCGCAAGAAGCAUCAACAUAAUGAAUAGAUCGCCAUCGAAACCCUAUAUAAGAUUCAGGAAAGGAAGAACGAGAGUACAGCAAUUAACAACAGCCGAACAAGAACAGAGAGAAUCAAUGCACAAGCUGAAUACACAGAAGCAAAUCGGAAAGUGAAAAAAGCAUUAGAACUGACAAGCAAAAAUAUGUGGAAGACCUAGUAACAACAGCGGAAAAAGCUGUAAGUGAAGGAAAUAUGAGACAGCUAUAUGAUACAAUGAGGAAACUAGCAGGGAAAUAUAGUAAACCAGAGAGACCGGUCAUGGACAAUGAAAGUAAGCCAGGGACAGAGGAACAAACAGGUGGAACACUUUGAGGAACUCUUGGAUAGGCCAGUUGUCUACUUAAGGUACACAAUGCAAGUUGGCAGGAUAGCAUCAGCAACAGUUUACUGUGAGAGAGAACAAACCAGCUUCCAUCUGGAGAGGAAAUUAUGAAAAGACGCUGGAAGUAUGUAUGACAUACUUUGCAGAAACCAUUAAACUGCGUCAGUAGGCAAGCUCCAACUUAGAAUUCUGAAGGUACACAUAAAAGAAGAAGACAAAAAGUACAUUAUUUCGGGAAUUAGAAGCAGACAUCAAAAGGAUGAAUAGCAACUGGAAAGGACAGAGUUGGAUGGAGAAUGUUGGUGCGCGACCUAUGCUUCUCCACGAGGGUUAGCAGGCGUAGCUAAGUAAGUAAUCGUUGUUCUAGUUUUUACGUAGUUUUCUUAUGUGUGGUGUGUACUAUUAUUAUACAUGAGCUACUUUACGAGCUCGUGUUUACAACCACUUGGUCACCACUAGUGAUGAAUGCAUUCAUGAAUACAUGCGUUCCCAAGUACUUUAAGCACGAUAUUUAUGCAUUCCACCAAUUUACAUAUUUCGCUUAUUUACAGAAGCAAAAUUAAUUUUGUCAGAAAAUCCUU